Spodoptera frugiperda (fall armyworm) is the source of this 1863-nucleotide messenger RNA. RefSeq names its product zinc finger imprinted 3-like. The transcript has 6 exons. Gene Ontology annotation, biological process: regulation of transcription by RNA polymerase II. The record is from RefSeq and is a predicted model, not a curated record. Gene Ontology annotation, molecular function: chromatin insulator sequence binding; zinc ion binding. The coding region runs from base 125 to 1810 and encodes 561 amino acids. Gene Ontology annotation, cellular component: chromosome; nucleus. Lineage: Eukaryota; Metazoa; Arthropoda; Insecta; Lepidoptera; Noctuidae.
CGGACUCAAUGAAUGUCAUCAAAAAUAAUAGCCCUGGGGUUUAUACCUAAUAUAUCUAAAUAGAAUUAUUGUGGAAAUUACAGAAUUAAUUUGUGCAAAAGUCGUGUGCAGUGUAAUUAAAACAAUGUCCUACGGCAUAGUUUGCCGCUGCUGCCUUGUGCGGACUCCCGAUAAGGAUUUAAAAACCCAAUACACUAUAUUGGGCAAAUCGGAAAUUUACGCGGAUAUGUUAAAAGAAUGCUUCGAAAUUCAGGUCCAACUCAAUCCGGAAGAUGAGAACUGUGGUAUAUGUGAGGUCUGCAUCACAAGGCUGCGAGAUGCCAGCGACUUCAAGCUCCAAGUACAGGAGUGCCAGAAGGAGAUACUGGCUAAAUACAAUGCUCUUACUGUUAAAGAUGAAACAAGUCCUAAAGUGAAAGAGGAAUUACUAGACUUGGAUGAUGAGAACGGGAUAUAUUUUCUAGAAUUAAAAGAAGAAAUGUCAGAUGAUUUCGAUGACUUCAAAGAUGCGGAUGACAACAAGAAGCUAGUAGAGAUGCUGGGGUUCAACGAUGUCACUAUUAAGAAGAGAUCCGACAAGAGAAGGAGUAAGAAGAGAUUGCUUCUUGAUAGCUCUAGAGAUGAAAUGAAAACAAAGGCCCGUGCGAUGAAGCUCUCACUCCGCGCGUUUCAGCAGGAAGUGGUGAUGAAGAUGAAGGUGUCCUCCGCGCAGAUCGUCACGGACAGCACCAAGCAUAGAACGAACAUCGACACACUACUCAAAUACUCCAACUGCACCCCGUUUGCUAACAAAACUAUUGCAGGAAUCCUCUGCGCCUACUGCAAGACAACAUACAGAGACCUACCGCACUUACGGACACACAUACACGAGGAACAUAAACAUGACAACUUAAUUGAAACCAAACGAAUGGACAAGAACAAUAUGUCCAUUAAAAUGGACAUUACAGACUUAAAAUGUAACAUUUGUCAGACAAACAUGGACACAAUAAGCAAUUUGAAGAAACAUCUGACUAAGGAUCACGACAUCAACUUCUAUCAAGAAGUUAAAGAUUAUAUACUUGAAUUCAAACUAUCAGACGGGGAUAUUCUCAACUGCGCUUUAUGUAACUCUACAUAUGAGACGUUUAAAAUGCUACUUCAACAUAUGAAUGGGCACUACAGGAACUAUAUAUGUGAAAUAUGUGAUUUAGGGUUUAUAAACAAGCAUAAGUUGAGAAAUCAUCAGCGUACACAUGAAAUUGGGACAUUUAAUUGCAGUUUUUGUGAGAAAGUUUUCAGCACUAAAGUCAGAAAGCUUUGCCAUGAGAAAUAUACUCAUAAUGCUAGUGCUAGGUACACUACCAACUGUCCACAUUGCAAUCAGCAGUUUACUAGUUAUUAUAGGAGAAACAGACAUAUGGCAGAUGAACAUAACAUAUCGGCAGCUACAUAUAAAUGCAAUAUAUGCGAGAAAUCGUUCAUUUUAAAAUCUAAAUUAACGUCUCAUAUUAAAAAAGUGCAUUUGAUGGAACGCAACCACAUUUGCUCGGAAUGCGGCCAAGGGUUCUUUAUAAAACAGUCGUUAGAUGAACAUAUGAUCAAACAUAAUGGGGAAAGGGUCUUCAAAUGCUUAGUUUGCACGAAAGCGUACGCUCGAAAAAAGACCUUAAGAGAACAUAUGAGGAUUCAUAAUAAUGAUAGAAGGUUCAAAUGUGGUAUUUGUAAUUUGGCCUUCGUACAAAAGUGUAGUUUGAAAAGCCAUAUGCUAUCAAACCAUGGGAUUACUUUAGCUGUGUAUGAGAGUAAUAAGAAUGAUGCUUUAAGUCCUUAGCUUAGCUUAUUUUAAGCUAGAAACUUUGUGUUAACGUUUUUUGGCUCAUCAGA